AUGGCGUGGGCUCCCGGAAGCAAUGGCAGCCCGCAGGUGGGGAGCGUGGUGAUGGUGUACAAUGUGACUUGCCGAGCCGCGGCGUGCAACCACCAAACACUGAAACUCUGCAAUUCUGUGCAGUUCCUUGAGGUGCGAGGGGAACUCGAAGGCCGGCCGAAGCGUAACAACCCGGUUGGGUGCGGGGCACUUCGCCACAGGACUGCCAACAAUGCUGGCCGUAUCUAUUUCCGCAUACUCGGGGCUGGGCAUCUGUCGCUAAUACUGAAGAUUUUACCGGACUGGAAGGACCUUGACGCCAAGAUGCGAGAGAAGACUGCGCUGACGAAGCAGGUGGCGGACCUGAAAAGGAGCAAGUUGCAGUACGAGACGAAGCUGCAGAAGAAAAAGAAGGACGAUGACAGCGCCGUCGUGCAGACCAUCGAUCUGGAGAAAAAGCUGCAAACCAUCAACAACAGCAACAGGGUGGCCACGGCCGAGUUGUCAGGCCUGGGCUCGGAGAACGAGCGGUUGCGCCAAGACAUCGAUGCCUUGAGAUCGCAUCUGCAAGAGGCCACUACAGCCUACGAGCGAGAAUGCGAAGCCUUGGAGGGCCUGAAACAGGCUCUCCAGGCCACCCGCAAGGAGCUUGCAGCUGAAACGAAGCAGCGGGACAUCGUCCAGCAGGACUUGCGCGCCUCCAGAACAGCACAGAACUUGAUGAUCAACCGCCUUGACGACAUCGAGAGGAGGAACAAGGCCCUCAAGAACUGUGUUGCCAAUGCCCUCCAUCGAUAA
Molecule: messenger RNA, 777 nt
Organism: Symbiodinium natans
Lineage: Eukaryota; Dinophyceae; Suessiales; Symbiodiniaceae
Source: the annotation of a GenBank genome assembly